CAGUGAUACGUGGCGCUGGGGAGGGAGAGCGGGUGGCUGGCUGGCUGGGUACAUUGUUUUGGUCAACACUGGUCAGUCUUGCCCCACACGCUCUUUUAACAAGUGUUUCCGUAUUCCCGGCAGCUUUUCCCUGUACCGAGCACCGCCAAGCAGCACCAGAGAGGCACGAAUAUGUAAGCUGGAGGAAUAGAAAAGGAAAGAGGAAGCAAACUUGAGUAGAAUAUUGCCCAACAUCAGCCAGUGAAUGUCAGAAUGAGGGCUGUUCUUCUGGCUGCUGGCUAUGGCACUAGGUUGGAAUGUGAUCUACAAAAUGAUACAAGUGGACUGUUCAGUCACCUAGUAGGGACACCCAAGCCUCUUCUUCCUAUUGGGGGAAUGCCACUCGUCACUCACUGGAUCAAAGCAUUUGACCAAGUUCCUGAGAUAACAAGUGUUGUGGUUGUCACAAAUGAUCUUCACAAGCCACUGUACCAGACAUGGGCUGAUGGGCUGGCCAGGCACAUGAGGAUUGUGAGUGAUGGAUCGACGAGCAAUGAGGAGCGAAGUGGAGCCGUGGCCUGUAUGGAGAUUGGCGCUGCAGGAAGUCAGGAGGACAUUCUAUUCGUAGCCGGAGACACAUUGCUCCCAAGUGAUUUUUCCCUGAAGACACUGGUAAGCAAGUUUAAAGCCUUGCAUGAUCAUGAGAAGGAGGCUUGCCUUGUUCUCAGUGCUCCAGUCUCAGAGAAAAAUGUAUCUAAGCAUGGCAUCAUUGAAGUGGAAGAGAGGAAUCGGGUGACACAGUUUCUGGAGAAGCCACAGCCCCAAGACACCACCUCCAGGUUGCAGUGCCCCUGUGUGUACCUCAUGUCCUCGGAAAGCCUGCACCACCUUCAGAACUUUUUAGAGGAAAAUCGCAAUGCCCCACUGAGCUGUCGUGAUGCAACUGGCAUGUUUAUUGGCAGUCUCAUCCAUCGGGCACCUGUGUUUGCCCACCACGUGACUCACCGCUAUGAUGUGGGUGGCCUCCAGUCAUACCUGCAGUGCUGUCAAGACUUUCAGCCAUCCUAGUGAAAGUAACACAUUCCUGAAAGUGGGUCUGUACUGUACACAGUACAUGUUAAGUUCAUUACAAUAUUAGUUUAUGGAGGAUUGCCAUUGUUAAAGUCAUUUGCUUGACAUUUAGAAAUAAUUUCUCAGGCAUGUUAUACUAAAGUAGCAUAUUCUGUAUUAACCAUCUGAAGGUGCAAGAAAUACAAGCAAACAUUUGCAGUAGAGCUGAACCUUGAGAGAUAAGAUGUUAUAUUGAAGUUUAUAGGAGCAAUGUGGACAUAUUAGUGUAGUGAAAUAACAUUCAAGCCAGACAGAUUUUCACUUGGAUCUUUGUAAUAAUCUUGGCUAAAUUUAUACAGACAGAUUUUCACUUGGAUCUUUGUAAUAAUCUUGGCUAAAUUUAUACAAAACUGUUGUACAUCUUGAUUCCCUUUGAGGCUUAAAUGCCCAAACCCUUGUAUAUAAUUGUAUUCCUUGCCUUUUCUGGUGAGCUUUACUUUAUCAUUAAACAUGAAAGAUUA
Messenger RNA from Scylla paramamosain (green mud crab), 1550 nucleotides. RefSeq lists its product as uncharacterized. The transcript is spliced from 7 exons. Gene Ontology annotation, biological process: biosynthetic process. Lineage: Eukaryota; Metazoa; Arthropoda; Malacostraca; Decapoda; Portunidae. The record is from RefSeq and is a predicted model, not a curated record. The coding region runs from base 253 to 1047 and encodes 264 amino acids.